AUGUCUUACUACGAUAACCAGCAAUGGCCAGCCACCAGCCAGCCUGCUUGGGAACAGCAGACUCCGCCAGCAAGAUCCGGUAUGAAAUAUCCAAAAUUUGAAGGUGAGGAUGUGCCAAUUGACGGUGUUGCAGGUGCCAGCUCAGCAGUUCCUCGCGAGGACUCGACCGCUUUUAGCACACAACUAGAGGAGGUUGAUCGUGCGAUUGAUAAUCUUGUCAAGAGUGGAAAGAUGUUUGGCAUGUCUGGCCGUCGGGAGUCCUUGCCAAUGUCUGGUGCUGGGAGAAGCAACUUUCCCGACCAGUUCGAUCCCCGUAUGGGUGGAGGCCCUCCUAGACACCACUCGGUCAGCGAAUUCGGCGGUAAUGAUGCGCGAGCAUUCUCCCCAGGAGCGAAUCUACAAAAUUUUUACGCCAGUCAACGUCACCAACCAUCGCGUGGCGCAAAUGAGGCCGAACAAGUGAUGCAGGCAAAGCGAAGGAUGGCAGCCCAGCGCGAGAGAGAGCUGCGAAACUAUCACCAAGAACAACAGUACAAUCGAAGCGUUGUAGCUGAAGUGUCAUCUUUUGGAGGCAAACCUGACCGUACCAUGAGUCCAGGCAGUGGAAUGAGCGAGGAAGAACGCCGAGAGUUAAUCGCCCGCCAGCGCAACGCAUUGUAUGGUGAAGGUCCAGCUUUUUCCGAAAAUGGAGCCGAUGAGAACGGAACACCUCGUCCAGGAACUCAGGGUACCGGAAGACAAUCGGCUACUGGAAUUCGUGGCCAUUCACCCCUAGCAUUUGACCACUUCAAUAAUGCUCAAGGUAGCCAAGCUGAAAGCACAAGUCAACAAGCAAUCGCUGAGCCUCAGUCUGCUACCAGUCAAGCACCAGGGCAAACACGAUCUCGUGCUAACAGCAAUUCGUCGCCGGCAUCCAACCCAACCAGUAGCUUUAGCUUGUUCGAGUCCGCUGCUCAGCAAUCUAGCCGAACAUCUACAUCUUCGCCCGGGGGGUCUCCUCCUCGGCAAGGAAAGGCACCGACAGGCUCUGGCGUCGCUCCAAUUGGCACUCGUCCAGCACAAGCACAGAACCCUGCAUUGAACAAACGCUCUACUACUCCUCUUCCAUCUCCACUGAGUUAUGGAUUCGCGGCCAACGAUGAGAGUAAGGUAGCUGGCGAAAAGAAUGAACGUACACCAUCUGCAGGAUCCAACGCAAAUGGUCAACAAAAUCAACAAGAUCACGGUUUGGGAUGGGGUAGCAAAAGCGGCGUGUGGGGUGGUAAAUCUCUUGGUGUGCAAGCCUCCGUUUGGGGAUAA
Molecule: messenger RNA, 1299 nt
Organism: Glarea lozoyensis ATCC 20868
Lineage: Eukaryota; Fungi; Ascomycota; Leotiomycetes; Helotiales; Helotiaceae
Exons: 4
Coding region: 1-1299 (432 amino acids)
Source: RefSeq, a predicted model, not a curated record